This is a messenger RNA of Sclerotinia sclerotiorum 1980 UF-70, 294 nucleotides long. RefSeq lists its product with no specific name. The transcript has 3 exons. Gene Ontology annotation, biological process: telomere capping. The coding region runs from base 1 to 294 and encodes 97 amino acids. The record is from RefSeq and is a predicted model, not a curated record. Lineage: Eukaryota; Fungi; Ascomycota; Leotiomycetes; Helotiales; Sclerotiniaceae. Gene Ontology annotation, molecular function: single-stranded telomeric DNA binding. Gene Ontology annotation, cellular component: CST complex.
AUGGCGUCGAUGAUGACGCUAGUCCCCUCUGUGACAAACUAUGACAGAACUUCUGCCGUUCUUACUCUGGAACACAACUUCCCUGUUGACAACGGAUUCAAAGCCCUUGUCAACAUUCAACUUCUGCUGAAUAGCGUAAAGUCCCACGAGACUCGAAUUGGAGAGUGGGUCAAUGUUGUGGGUUAUGUAGUCGACAUAGGUGAACACCAAGACACCAAAAGAACUGAUCUUAACACUAGAGGUCGUGUAUCACGAAGUUUCUUGUAUCCCUUCUAUGAUCCAAUCACCACCUAA